Molecule: messenger RNA, 1186 nt
Organism: Condylura cristata (star-nosed mole)
Lineage: Eukaryota; Metazoa; Chordata; Mammalia; Eulipotyphla; Talpidae
Gene: PMVK
Product: phosphomevalonate kinase
Exons: 5
Coding region: 242-820 (192 amino acids)
Biological process (GO): cholesterol biosynthetic process; isopentenyl diphosphate biosynthetic process, mevalonate pathway
Cellular component (GO): cytoplasm
Molecular function (GO): phosphomevalonate kinase activity
Source: RefSeq, a predicted model, not a curated record
CUUUAGGGGUAAAGGCUGUCCUGGAAAGUCACUUUCUUUCCCUCUGCUUUUCAUUUCUUCAGCCAUUCCGUAAGAUGCACGCGAGCACGCGCGGGGGCCGGCCGUCCCUGCACAGCCACGAAGAGCGGGGCGGGCCCUCGUAGGGGCGCCCCACUUAGUGGCCUCUUCCGUUUUGCGCGGGGUGGCCUGACUUCAGAGAUGGACUUAAGUGUCGGCUCUGGGGCUUCCCGAAAGGACGACCAUGGCCCCGAUAGGAGGCUCCCCGAGGCUCGUGCUGCUGUUCAGCGGGAAGAGGAAAUCCGGGAAGGACUUUGUGACCGACACGCUACAGAGCAGACUUGGAAGUGAUGUCUGUGCCACCCUGCGUCUCUCUGGUCCACUCAAGGAGCAAUUUGCUCAGGAGCACGGCUUGAACUUGCAGAGACUCCUGGAUGCCAGUGCCUACAAGGAGAACUAUCGGAAGGACAUGAUCCGCUGGGGGGAGGAGAUGCGCCAGGCUGACCCGGGCUUCUUCUGCAGGAAGAUCGUGAAAGAUGUUUCUCAGCCCAUCUGGCUGGUGAGUGACACACGGAGGGUGUCCGACAUCAAGUGGUUUCGAGAGGCCUAUGGUGCUGUGACACAGUUGGUCCGAGUGGUGGCCUCAGAGCAGAGCCGACGGCAGCGGGGCUGGGUGUUCACGCCAGGAGUGGAUGACGCCGAGUCAGAGUGUGACUUGGAUAACUUUGAAGGCUUUGACUGGAUCAUCGAGAACCACGGAGACGAGCAGUACCUGGAGGAGCAGUUGAAGACCUUGAUAGAAUUUGUUCACUCCAAACUAUAGUCCCAGUUCCCUGGAGGCACCAGGGGCUGCCAGGGUGAGGGCAGGCUGACUUCUGGACAUGUGGUCCCUGAGGCUGGGUAAGGUGGGGCAGCAGGCGCCUGGUCUCCAGCUCCGGGAGAUGGAGAUGACAGACAAGUCUGAAAACCUCUGGGAGCCUCUGUUUAUGGAGAUGACAGCCCACCUCUUUAGGAGUCUUAAAGGCAAGGGGUGGUGAGCAGGCUGUGCUUAAAGUGGAAGCACCGCUGUCUCCACAGUGCCAGGCCUGUCAGCGUCUGGUGGCCUUGCCUCCCGUCCAAAUGCUCUUAGCCCUCUGCUUGGAAGUGAGCCCGGGCUCCCCAGUAGAUACAAUAAACCUUGGCGCACACA